AUGGCAGACUUUUGGAAACCUACAGCAGAUAUGUAUAGUGCUCUAUUCGAAAAGCCAAAAAUGUCAUAGAAGUUACUUGAAAAACCUCCAUUCAAAUAUAUAUUUGAUAUUAUAAUGGAGACAUCUAAAUAAACAGGUUUUACAUUUAAAUUUACUUUAGGCUACGCAAAAGGACUAUAUACAGGUGAUGAAUUUGAUUCAAAUUAUUAUCAUCUUAAAGAUAGAAAGAUAUUCUUUUUGCAAAAAAUAAUUUAGUUAACUUCUAUCAUUUUGGAUGAAGAACUUUAGGCUUAACCUAUUAAAAUAGUUGCAGGCUUGGAACCAGAAAAAACAAAUGUAUUAUUGUAAGCAAUUUACAGAGCAGCUGUGAGUGGUAAAAAUACUAAUAGUCAAGUUGAAUAAGUAGAAUUUAUUAUAUAUAUUUAGAUUCUAGCUGCCAUAGGAGCUGGUCCAAUAUUAUAAGAGAAGGAGUUUGAUCAAGUUUAAUAAACACCUAUUAUACAAUAAGUUAAUAUAAAUUCUGUCUAUAAUAACUAGACAGAAUUGAUUAAAAUGAUUGACAAAUAAAAAUUGCAUAUUUAAGGAUUAGAGUAGGAGUUAAUAUAGAAAAAUAACAUAAUUGUCAACUAAGAAUAAUAAAUUUAAGCAUUAAAAAAUUAAUUACAAUAAAUUACCAAUUCUGAUAUAUUUCCUUUAUAAUUUUAAUAAAGUAUAUAAAAUGAUUGA
Messenger RNA from Paramecium pentaurelia, 726 nucleotides. NCBI's taxonomy places the organism in Eukaryota, Ciliophora, Oligohymenophorea, Peniculida, Parameciidae. The record is from the annotation of a GenBank genome assembly.